Molecule: messenger RNA, 2112 nt
Organism: Linum tenue
Lineage: Eukaryota; Viridiplantae; Streptophyta; Magnoliopsida; Malpighiales; Linaceae
Source: the annotation of a GenBank genome assembly
AUGCCUCCGAAACCCCUUCCCUUCUUUACCACUGCAUUCUUCCUUCUUCUCCACUCUUCCCUCUUCACCCCAUCAUCAUCACUCGAUUUUAUCUUCAACGCCGACUUCAACUCCACCAACAUCCUCACCCUCGGCAACGCCACAGUCCGCCCUUCGCCGCCUUCCAUCCUUUCCCUUACCGAAGCCACCCCUUUCUCCCUCGGCAGAGCCUUCUACCCUUCUCCACUACCCACCACCACCAUAACAACGCAACCCAAUGCUUCACUCCCUUUCCACACUUCGUUCAUCUUCUCCAUCGUUCCCCCAACCAGGCCCCUUCUCCCGGGCCACGGAUUCGCCUUCCUCUUCUCCCCGUCCGCCGGAAUUCGCAGCGCCAUCUCGUCUCAGCACCUGGGUCUCUUCAAUUUGACCAACGACGGCAGCCCCAGCAACAGGGUUCUCGCGGUGGAGUUCGAUGUGUUCAUGAAUCAGGAGUUCAACGAUCUCAACGACAAUCAUGUGGGCGUCGAUGUGAACUCGCUGACUUCGAUUGCGCAGCGGGAAGCUGGGUUUUGGAGAGGGGAUGGAGGUUUCGAGGAGUUGAUGCUCAAUAGCGCGGAGAAUUACCAGGUUUGGAUCGAUUAUGUUGAUUCCAGGAUUAAUGUCACUAUGGCUAGAGCAGGGGAGGUUAGGCCACGUAGGGCUUUGAUAAGCGAAGUUCUCAAUCUCUCUGGGGUUUUCUCCGGCGAAAUGUUUGUGGGUUUUGCGGCAGCUACAGGGCAAUUGGUAGAGAGCCAUAACAUUUUAGCUUGGAGCUUUAGCAAUUCAAAUGCUUCAAUUGGGGAUGCUUUGAUUACUUCGAAUCUGCCUUCUUUUGUGCGUCCUGAUCAGAGAUCAGUGUUCAGAUCAGUAGGGUUCAUAGUUGGGACCACUGUGGUAGCUUUCGGCAUUGUUGGUGGGAUUUUGGUUUUUCUGAUUUUGAUCAGGGAAAGGAGAGGAAAGAAUAAGAAGAAGGAAGAACAAGAGGAAAUGGAAGACUGGGAAACGGAGUAUUGGCCACACAGGAUUGAUUACCGAGUCAUUUACGAAGCAACUGAUGGUUUCAAUGAAGAAAACGUAAUCGGCUGUGGAGGAAACGGUAAGGUUUACAAAGGCAAAUUAGAUGGAGGAACUGAAGUAGCUGUGAAAAAGAUCUCUCUGCAGAAUCAGUACGGCCUGAGAGAAUUCCUGGCCGAAUUAUCCAGCUUGGGCAGAUUAAAGCAUAGAAAUUUAGUCAGCAUAAGAGGCUGGUGCAAGAAGGAACAAGGCAGCUUGAUUCUAGUCUACGACUACAUGGAAAACGGAAGCUUGGACCAGAAGAUCUUCCACUCCAACAAAGAUUCUCAAUCUGUCUUGACCUGGGAACAAAGAAUGAAAAUUUUGAGAGAUGCAGCAAGUGGGAUACUGUAUUUACACGAAGGGUGGGAAGUCAAAGUCCUUCAUAGGGACAUCAAAGCAAGCAACGUGCUGCUGGACAAGGAAAUGAAUGCUAGGUUGGGUGAUUUCGGCCUGGCCAAGAUGCACAGCCACGGCCAGCUAGCCACCACCACGCAGGUGGUGGGCACGGUAGGUUACAUGGCGCCUGAAAUGAUGACAACCGGACGAGCCACGACUCAAACCGACGUGUUUGGUUUUGGGGUGCUCAUCUUGGAGGUGGUUUGUGGGAGAAGGCCGGUCGAAGAAGGGAAGCCGAGCUUGGUUGAUGAGGUGCGGAAGGUAGUGAUGGAGGGAAGGAAUGUGGUUUCUGUAGUAGAUGGAAGGGUUAGGGAGAGCAGUAGGUUUGGUGAUGAGGAAGUGAAGAGGGUAUUGCAGUUGGGAUUGAUGUGUACUUAUCGUGACCCUCGAGUUCGGCCAACGAUGAGGCAGGUGGUGAAAGCGCUGGAGAGAGGGAAUGAUGAGAGGCAGGUUGAUGCGUGGGAUGUUGAUUUGGUUGUGAGUGGAGAAGGGAAUGGAAGUAGUAGUAGUGGUGGUGUAUGGUCUGGGUAUCAGCAUGGUUUAUAUGGUGCUGAACUGCCGACUCUUGAUCAUGUUUUGCAGUCGUUCCCAUCGUCUGUUUCGCUGCUCACCUCAGAUGUUAUAGUCGAAGGCCGAUGA